CGUAUAAGAAAAUAACUUUUUUUUUAAAUUGUCUAAUCUCAGAUAGGUAUGUACUUACAUAAAAACAAAUCUUCAAAUUUCUUCAAUUUUGAAUGUGAGUGUUUGUGUGUUAAAUGAAAAUGCCUUUAUACAUUAGGUAUGGACUUAUAAAUAGUUUAUGACUUGUAAAAAAUAUAAUAGCGUUGUGCUUUAAAUACCAUACCUUUGUUGUGUGAGCAAUACAAUGUGCCGCCAUUUUACAACGACUUCAAAAUGUCAAACAAAAUAUCAACGUAACAUUUAGAAACACGCCAUCCUGUUAAAUGGGCACAAAUGCAACUACAUACGAACACGUUAAAAAUUAGUAUUCAGACUUUUUACUUAAUUUGAACAAAAAAAGGAAUCACGGAAUAAAACUUCUUUCUGGUUUUUCAACUUCACUUUUAGUACAGGUUUAAUAUAUAAAUAGUAAAAAACUAAUACUUUUCAUUCUAACAUAUCUAAUGACACUUAAUCAAAACAAGGAUUUCGUACAAAACAUUAAUGUAAUCGAGUUGACAAUUGAACAACUUACACAUUGCCUGACUUUAGGUUAUUAGUCUCUGGCGGCCUAUCAGAAUGAUUAACAUUAAAAAAUAUAUGACAUGUGGUAACAUGCUCACUAAAGGCAAUUACCGGUCAACGCUCUCCGGUACUCCCCUGAAAACUGUAUAAAACUAAGGAAAAAUGCACCCUUUUACUUUGUAACACAUACAUUGGUUUGUUUUGCCGCAUUUAAUGGGUGAAAGUUGCAGGGAACCUUCAAUGGAUAGUGAGCAAAACGUGAAGCGUGGACAUGCGCAAAGGAUCCAGAAGUGAACUAUGAAAUGUUUUCAGUUUGACCGCGAGCUUACAGUCGUGUAUACAUUGGACUGGUCAGUGUUCGUUUAUCUUACUUUCGUACCGUACACUGAAAUAUUAUAAAAAAAACAAUCUGUUAAAGUUGUUGAAACUUUUUAAAGAGACAAUAACAUUAAUAUAUUUGUCUAUAUAAAAAUAUUUUUAGGUAAAAGUACUGAAUUUAAUUACUUACCAAGUCACUUGUUGCUACGAACAAUUGAAAUAGGCAAAACCAUUUGUAGUAUACAAAUGGUUGAAUAGCACAAAUUAGUUAUUGUUACUCAAGUCCACAUUCGAUUGCAUGGGACAGUUGAACUGGCAGUUUGGUAGUGGUCGUUUUGGUGAUUGAACCUGAGGGGUUUAUCUAUCGUGGCCUUUGAGGAGGUUCCUCUGGGCUCCGGCGGCGCGGCCGUCCCGGCGCUCGUGCGGACCUCGUCCCGGCAGUGCCUGGCCUGCAUCCACCGCGCCAAGCUGCUGCCGCACGCGCCCGAGCCGGUGCUGGAGCAGCCGGACUUCGGGCCGCUGGCCGCGCCCAGGACCAUCAUGACGGCGAAACCAGAGUCAGUACACGAGGCGCUCGAAGAUAGAGAUCCCAACAAUUUAAACCAACAUAUACAGAUAGUAUGGGACGAUAUAAUCGGCGAGCCGGAGGGCGCGCGCAGCCCGGAGUGCGCGUGGCGGCUGAGUCACGCGUGCUACCGACACUCGCGCAACUGUUGCUACACCGUGCUGGCCGUGCUGCUCGCGCCGCCCUGCGCGCUGCUGCUGGGCUGCGGGUUCGCCUGCCUCGCCUUCGAGCAAAUCUGGUGCACAAGGCCGUGCCUCCGCUGCGUGAAGAUCUACUUCGCAAACCUCCGCACCAUGGUGCAGUCGUGCGCGGCGGCCGUGGUCGUGCCCUGCGCUGACGCCGUGGGACACUUGUGUAGAAACAUCAGGGUCAACCUCAGGAAGGACGCGCCCGAUGACAAGGACAUGUUAGUCGUGUAAUAUUGUACACGACUAAUGACGCAAUAUUAUAAAAAAAGCUUAAUAAAAUUAAAAUUAAAUUAAACACUCGAUUAAGUAAAAAACAACAAAAGUAAAAUAUUGUGUAAACAACAAAAUGAUUUCGGGGCAUAAACUAAGUGUACAAUACGAAAUUAGAUACAGUUUUAUUAUAAUUCGAAUUUGACGUUUUUAAUUAAGGUGAGAUAAAUGCAGACAUUUGAAUUUGGAAUAUGCUCCUAAAAUAAGGUUGAUAUAAACGCUGACGUACCCACAUAAGUGCCUUUAACUAAGAUAUAAAAACCUUUUGCGCACGUAAAAACUUUUUGCACCUGAAAGUGGAUAUUGUGAAAAUAUUCUUCUAAAUAAGUAUUUCUACGUAUUUUCUAGACAAGUAGUUUAAAUGCUAUUUUGUUUCAUAUUAAACGUGUGAGGCGAUUUUUAAAUAAAUGCUAAAAACAUA
Trichoplusia ni (cabbage looper) is the source of this 2305-nucleotide messenger RNA. RefSeq names its product caveolin-3-like. The record is from RefSeq and is a predicted model, not a curated record. The transcript has 3 exons. The coding region runs from base 1402 to 1845 and encodes 147 amino acids. Gene Ontology annotation, cellular component: caveola. Gene Ontology annotation, molecular function: molecular adaptor activity. Gene Ontology annotation, biological process: caveola assembly. Lineage: Eukaryota; Metazoa; Arthropoda; Insecta; Lepidoptera; Noctuidae.